Molecule: messenger RNA, 1277 nt
Organism: Agrilus planipennis (emerald ash borer)
Lineage: Eukaryota; Metazoa; Arthropoda; Insecta; Coleoptera; Buprestidae
Product: multiple coagulation factor deficiency protein 2 homolog
Exons: 6
Coding region: 303-1010 (235 amino acids)
Molecular function (GO): calcium ion binding
Source: RefSeq, a predicted model, not a curated record
UACAUUGGUUACAGUUUUUAGUUACUAAAUGAGACAGUCUAUUUGUCAUAUUGGCACACAGUGAUUCGUGUCAGAGUUCCACCUUAUGACGUGGUGUUUUGUGUAUUUAGUUUUAAAUUAUUUGAAAACGUAUGUUUAGAAAUGUGUUUAAAUAAAAGUUAUUAGUGUAUGUAAAAUUAUCCAUUAAUUAAAUCAUUUUAGAUUGCUAGAACCUAUAAAAAUUGACAGUUUUAGGAUCUUAUGAUACAAAUAAUUUGUGAUUUUUCAACUUUUAUCUUUGAUUAAAAUAUACGUAGUGCAACAUGUGGACUUCAAUUAACUUUAAAAUAGUUGUUUUUAUUAUGCAACUUAUAUUCAUAUCCAAUUCUCAAAAGGUAGCCCCAGGAGUUAAUCCACAACAAUACCAGUAUCAAGAUCCUCAGUAUAAUUACCAACAAUAUCAGCAACCUCCUGUUAAUCAACCAUCACCUAUACAACAUCAACAACAACCUGUUCAACAUCAGCAACCACCUGUUCAACAUCAACAACCUCCUGUUCAAAAUCAACAACCUCUUCAGCAACAGCAGGUUCCUAUUCAACAACAACAGGUACCUGCUCAACAACAAGUUCCUGUUCAACAUCAGUCCCAUGCUCAUGGAGCACCUCAAAAAGUUCUUAAUGCUGCCAAUAUGGAGCAUGAAAAAGAGCAUAUUGCUGAACACUUAGACGUCCCAAUUGAUACAAGCAAAAUGACCGAACAAGAAUUGCAGUUUCAUUACUUCAAAAUGCAUGAUGCUGAUAACAAUAACAAACUAGAUGGAUGUGAACUCAUUAAAUCACUGAUCCAUUGGCAUGAGCAAGGUGGAAAGGGUCCUAACCACGUGGAAGAAAAAAUAUUUAAAGACGAAGAAUUGGUUACUCUAAUUGAUCCAAUUUUGAAUACUGAUGACACAAAUCGUGAUGGGUACAUUGAUUAUCCUGAAUUUAUAAGAGCACAACAGAAAGCAGCAGCUAGUGCUCAAAAGCCAUAAUGUGUGCGCCCAUUAUGGAUCUGAACAGCAAGUUAAAAUUUAUACAGACGAAGAACUGAGUGGAACAGUGGAUGUAUUGUUUGCAGAAUUAGAUAAAAACAAUGAUGGAUUCAUUGAAUAUACUGAAUUUAAACAUAUAACAUAAUUUAUUAUACGCUACUGUAUAUUGUGUUAUUGGAACUGUUCUUGGGUUGUGAUUUUUUUUCAUGUUUAUUUAUACUGUAGUUGUGGUUGGAACAAGAUUAAUAAAAAUUUUAUUUGCAUUGA